AGGCAGAAACAUCUCUUCCUCGCCUCCUUCCUCCUCCUCCUCGCCCUCUUCUCCUGCUGUGAAACAUUUGACAGCUUUGAUCUGCCUCUCGCCAGAACCUGAAGAAGAUAUCAAGGCUCCUGCGGUUGCCUUUAAUCUUAUUUGCUCUGCAGAAUCGCUUGGCGCCGCUGCUGGCUGCUCCCCCGGGUCCUUGCAGCCCGGCCCUGGCGCUGUCCUCCCGUAGGUGAACAUCCAAGGAGCAGGCAAGGCCCGCACCUUCUGCCCCUCCUUGCCCCUCCCCACCCACUCAGCCGUGUGUUUGUGUGUACGUUAAUACCCGGGCAAGGGCCGCCGCUGGGCUCUCUUUGUGCGUCUUCAAUUCCUUAUUUGGCACGUCUCCUAUUGCUCUCCGCUGCCACCAAAGCAGCCCUCGGAGCGCUGCGCCGCAUGCAAAACGAUCCAGAGCACCACAGAGACAGCAGAAAGCCUCGCUUUUCAAAAUCAAUACAAUUCUGCAAUGAAGAAGCCGGAGGAGGAGGAGGCACCUCGGGCCACCAGUAGCUUCGGGGGCUCACGCUCUCCCGUCCCCGGCCCCCAGCAGCCCCUCGCAGUCUGGAGUCCCCGGUUCAAUCCUUGCAGCCGCCUGCACACAAAAGACUGACUCUCGGAGGUUCCCGAGCUGGGAAAGGCCCGAGGCCUCGGCGACAGGCUAGGCGGGUCAGCUUCGCGCGUUGCGCUAAAGAAACCCGGCUCUAUUGGGGCAUUAGCGUGUCACUGAGGCGGAGCGCAAAGAUGGGUGUCAUCCUAAGGGUGCUUCACAAAGCGCUGGAUGCGUACUCCUCCGAUAGGAGGCUGCGCGCACUGCGCUGGCGGUGCGGUGCGCGAGAAGGACCAGGCCGGCUCAGGCAAGCUGCGCAGUAGUGCGUAAUGUUGGUGGCCCUAGAGCAGGAGGAGAAGGAGGAAGGCAUAGAGCGGAGCCGGAGGCUGCAUCGGCAGCCACGGAGCCUCCUUGCGCAAAGGAGCCAACUGUUUGUCCGGGCGUCUGAUGCCCCGCACCCUGGAGACCCAGAUCACCAUGGAGAAAACGCCCAGCUACUUUGUCACACGGGAAGCCCCCCGGCGGAUCUUCAACAUGUCUCGGGAGACCAAGCUGAUUGUGGUGGUGCGCAACCCGGUGACGCGGGCCAUCUCCGACUACACCCAGACGCUCUCCAAGAAGCCUGACAUCCCCACCUUUGAGGGCCUCUCCUUCCGCAACCGCAGCCUGGGCCUGGUGGACACUUCUUGGAGCGCCAUCCGCAUCGGCCUCUACGCCCUGCACCUGGAGAGCUGGCUCCAGUACUUCCCGCUCUCCCAGAUGCACUUUGUCAGCGGCGAGCGGCUCAUCACCGACCCGGCGGGGGAGAUGGGCAAGAUCCAGGACUUCCUGGGCAUCCAGAGGCUCAUCAGCGAGAAGCACUUCUAUUUCAACAAGACCAAGGGCUUCCCCUGCUUGAAGAAGGCCACCCCCGGAGGCACGUUGCCGCGCUGCCUGGGCAAGUCCAAGGGCAGGACUCAUGUCCAGAUCGACCCCGAGGUCAUUGAGCAGCUGCAGGACUUCUACCACCCCUACAACGUCAAGUUCUACGAGACGGUGGGCCAGGACUUCCGAUGGGAAUAAGCACUUGGACAGGGAGCAGCUGUGUUGUUUUGGGGGGAGAGGGGUGUUUCAUACAAACAUAGGAAGCUGCCUUAGACUGAGUCAGACCAUUGCUCCAUCUAGCUCAGUAUUGUCUGCACUGACUGGCAGUAGUGGCUCGACAGGGAUUCAGGAAGGGGACAUUCCUAACCCUUCCUGAGAUGCUACAGGAGAGGAUUGAAGCUGGGACCUUCCGCAUGCAACGCAGGUUGCUCUGUCACUGAACUACGGUCCUUCCCCUUAGGAAUAAAGACCCCAGUCCCGAUUAUUCUGAAUGAACGUAGGAAGCUGCCUUCUGCUGAGUCAGUGUCCAUCUAGCUCAGCAUUGUCUACACUGACUGGCAGCAACGGCUCUCCAGGGUUUGCAGGCAGGAGUCCCUCCUAGCCCUUUCUGGAGAGGCACCAUCGGGCAUCGAACCAAGAACCUUCUGCUUGCAAGGCAGGUGCUCCAACCCCUGAGCUACGGCCCUUCUCCCUCCACCCCCUCCACUGGGCUGCCUUGGCCUUCCUCUUGGCCCAUGGCAAAUGGUUGGCAGGAGCAAACAUCCUGAAGUGCCAAGGGGUGCCUGUCACCACCACCACCCUGACUUCACUGGUUUGUGGCCACACACUGCCAGUGCCUCCUCCCCUGGUUGCAUUUUUGCACAUGGGCAGCUGGGCUGGGGGAGUUCCAGAAGGUCCCUUUGUUUGGUGCAAUGAGGGUGUGUGAUGCCCAAGGAUGGAUUUUAUUUUUUAAUAAUGAUAAUACAUGCAUAUAUAUAUUAUAUAUAUACAUAAAUAUAGUCUAUAAAUCAAUAUCACUGCCUAGGCACUACUUGGCACCUGAGAUAUCCAGGGUUUCUGGUUUAAGACCCUUCAGAGCAGCCCUCAGGCAAAGGAGCCAGAAUGUGAGAUCUGGGGGAGCCAUGGUGGGGGUGCCUACUCUUCCACCUUCUGAAAAAGUGAAAGGGGUCCCACACCUUCUCAGGGGGUGUCAGCCUCAUGCCAAAGGACUGGGCCCCUCUGCUCCUUCUCUUUGGGGGGCUUUUGCGUGAGCCCUGUGUCUCUCCCUGCCCCCCACGCACCGUCCUGUUACGACAUUUCUGUCCUGUGAAUAAAGCACAGAUUUCUGCUGUUACGGGUACUUCAGGCACAGUCCCUUCUCCCUGUUCAGGAUGUGACCCGCCCCACCCUCCUUGUCCCCUCCUCCUGUGAAAUAAAAUAAUGCAAACAUC
Molecule: messenger RNA, 2871 nt
Organism: Podarcis muralis (Common wall lizard)
Lineage: Eukaryota; Metazoa; Chordata; Lepidosauria; Squamata; Lacertidae
Source: RefSeq, a predicted model, not a curated record